CAUUGGGUCCUGCUCUUUCAGUCCAGACUUCAGCUGCACAUUUCCUUCCAGCUUGGCUUUCUCUGUGGUGGAGUCAGUGUAGACUGUGAAGUCAGUUACACCUCUUGGUGCCAAUGUGUCUCCCAUCCUUAUCUCCUAAGGAAGAUGAGCCACUUCUUGUAUGCAGCGUUACAUUUUCUCCUGGGCUUCUUCAUCCCCUCAGCCAACCUGCUGGUAAUUGUGGUUGUCUACAAACUAAUGAAGAAGAAGCAGGGCAGAAGCUACAUCUUCAUCCUUAACCUGGCUGCUGCAGACCUGCUGGUGGGAGUGAUGUGUAUUGCAGAGGCACUGGAUGAUAUCCUGGAUGGAGACUUUGACAAGAAUUUAUCCUUUUGUCUCUUGCGGACCUGCAUGAGCAUGACACCUUGCAUUGGCUCCAUUCUCACCUUGCUCUUGAUUUCCCUGGAUAGAUACUUGGCAGUGAAGCUUCCCCUUUAUUAUCCUACCCUCUUGAACAAAAAACCCAUCAUCUUCUCUCUUGCCAUUCUGUGGGCCGUCUCCAUUUUGUUUGGGCACAUGCCUUUGAUUUCUCCCUCCCUGCAGCAAAGCAACUACACGGGCUACUGUGGGCUCCUGUAUGCAGCCAAGAGUGACUACCUGUAUGUGACCUGCUUUGGGAUCUUCAUCCCUUCCUUGUUGGUCAUGAUCUGCCUGCACAUCUCAGUCGGGAGGAUUGCCUACUCACAGCACAAGCGAAUCUGGCGCACCUGCCUGCAAACAGAACCCCUCACCGCUCACCUCCGCCACUUCAAGGCACUGCGGACAGUACUUAUAAUGAUUGUCGGCUUCACCAUCUGCUGGGGACCUUAUUACCUGGCAGGCUUUGUGCAAGCUACUUGUGACUCCUGCAACCUAGCUGACCCGAUAACGGAUGUCUUAUUCCUGCUGGGAGAAAUGAACUCCCUCAUCAACCCCCUCAUCUAUGCUCUGUACUGCAAAGAUAUAAGAAGCCAGCUGCCCAAACUGAUGUGCAAGAAGAAAGGCCAAGUAAAGCCUCUGGCUGUGGUUCACUUUAAUAUCCAAGCCCUUGAUGGUUUAUCCAAUGGGGAGGCUAAGAGACCCGAUUUAUCUGAGGUUCAAGUCCCCAAUACUAGUUUCUUCAACAGUUCUAGUCACUGCAAAAUCGUCUUCUCAGUGUCAUGA
This is a messenger RNA of Malaclemys terrapin pileata, 1182 nucleotides long. RefSeq names its product glucose-dependent insulinotropic receptor-like. Bases 145 to 1182 code for a protein of 345 amino acids. NCBI's taxonomy places the organism in Eukaryota, Metazoa, Chordata, Testudines, Emydidae. The record is from RefSeq and is a predicted model, not a curated record. Gene Ontology annotation, cellular component: membrane. Gene Ontology annotation, biological process: G protein-coupled receptor signaling pathway. The transcript has a single exon. Gene Ontology annotation, molecular function: G protein-coupled receptor activity.